UCCCUAUCUUGUUAUUCAAACUUGUAAACCAGUAGCAGCAAAGACUAGCCCAUGGAAACCAGGAGUUUUGCUGCCACUGAAGGAGCGCCCUCGGAGGAAAUUCGUAUUCCUAUAGAGCAGCGUAGUUUUAAUUACGAUGAUUACUGUCAGACAAUAGAAUAUGGUAGGAACUUCGAUGUAUAUCGUCCUUUAUUAAAUGCUGCAAUGGAUAAUGAAUGGGAGGGAGCGGAAGAUUUCAUAAAAAGUCACCCCGAUUCAGUGGAAGUUCCGAUCACAGUAUGCGGAAGGUCUGCAUUGCAUAUUGCAGCUGGUGCAGGAAGCUCAGAGUUCGUAAUAAAAUUGGUCGAACGCAUGCCCAUAGAAGCAUUUGAAUUGAAAGACAAUUACGACGGUAAUACAGCUCUUCAUCUUGCUGUUAUUGCUGGGCUUUAAAAGUGCUGGUGCAAAAAAAUAGAAACUUAACCCGUAUAUAUGUAAUAAAAAGGGGUUGAAUCCCCUACUCAAUGCUGCUGUGC
Papaver somniferum (opium poppy) is the source of this 515-nucleotide messenger RNA. RefSeq lists its product as uncharacterized. The coding region runs from base 52 to 432 and encodes 126 amino acids. The transcript is spliced from 2 exons. The record is from RefSeq and is a predicted model, not a curated record. Gene Ontology annotation, molecular function: protein binding. Lineage: Eukaryota; Viridiplantae; Streptophyta; Magnoliopsida; Ranunculales; Papaveraceae.